AUGUCGUCCUUGUUCUGGCGACAGUUUCGAGUCCUGUUCUGGAAGAAUUGGAUAGUACUCUCCAAGCACCCCAUUUUAAAUGUUCUGCGAUGCUUUGUUCUACCGGUUGCAUAUGGUAUCUUUCUCGCUGUUGCUCAAGUAUUCUUGAUCAAGAGGAACAACAAUGGCCUCGGAAUCCCUGCACCGAUAUACAAUCUCCGUGAUCAAUUUGACAAGAAAUUGUCUUUAGUAUGGGUCGAUGCAACGAACCAACAAAGCUCACCCACGCCCAGCGAAAUAAUGGCACAAGUGACCCAGACCUUCACUUCAUCACAAAAGAACGCUGUACGACAACUCAGAAAUCCGUCCGACAUCCCAGCAACGUGUCCUCAGAACUUCAAUCUGUUCUCUGAAUGUUUUGCUGGGAUCGUGUUCAAUGAUAUACCGUCUGCUGGAAGCGCUAACCUAACACGUCCAGUCAACUAUACGAUUCGAGCAGAUGGCGGAUUAUUCUUGAUAGAUGUGGAUCACAACAGUGAUUUUGAGAAGAGAAUUUUGCCACUGCAAUGGGCGAUAGACAAGGCCAUCAUAGAAUUGCAAACUGGUGUUGAAGUCUUGACGCCAUUGGAGUGGCCGUUUACGAUACAGACUAAUGAAGAACAGGAUACCGACAUUCGUCUCGGUUACAUUCGCGGUCUCCGUACCCUGCUCGUGUUAGCAUUGUGUGUCGGCUUUGUAGGCAUUGCGUACCAGCUUCCUGGAGCGGUUACUGCGGAAAGGGCCAGUGCAGUAACGUCUCACAUGAAAGCUAUGGGAUUACUCGACUCUGCCAAGAUACUAUCAUGGCACCUCAGUAUAUCUCUUGCAUAUAUUCCAGCGUGGACCAUCGUUUCACUCAUAUGGCACUAUCGGAUAUUCACCGAAACCAAUGCUGGACUGGUCUUCGUCAUACAUAUCCUCUUUGGCCUCAAUCUAGCCAGCUACUCGUUCUUUGUCGCUGCACCGUUCGGCAAAAGUCCGCAGCUCGCCGCAGUCGCCUCCACUUUGCUAACCAUUGUUUUGGCUAUCCUUGCUUUGGUUUUCAAACAAGCAAGCACAGGAGCCGCAUUCAUAUUUUCAAUCAUUUUUCCGCCUGGGUGGUAUAUCUUCGUUAUCCGAGCUAUCUGUGGAUGGGAAAAUAACCGUAAAGCAAGUAAUUUGUUAAAGCGAGACCCGGAUACCGGGCUGGUACUGUUGCCGUUGAUUAUUGCUGCAGUUAUUGAUAUCUUCCUCUGGCCCUGGCUCGGCUCCCUCUUGGAAAAUCGUCUUUACGACGCCAGGAACCCGAAGCAAAGCAAAAAAGGAACCCGGUGGUUCUCGUUUUCUCGUUCGCGACGGGUCGGGGGCGAAGAUGGACCAUCAAUGUCGCCAGACACCGCUAUAUCAGUGCGAAAUCUUGAAAAGACAUUCAAUACGUCGUUCUUUCGGUCAAAGAAGGGUCUUGUUACCGCAGUGGCUGACCUAACGUUGGAAAUUCCAAAGUAUGGAAUCUACGUACUACUUGGGUCGAACGGUGCCGGGAAGUCAACUACACUCUCGAUCCUUGCCGGAUUGAUUGGUCGCACAAGAGGCUCUGUUCAAUUUGAAAACGGCAAUGAUCCACCCACAGAUACACCUAAACGAGGGACCAUGGGAAUCGUACCUCAGAAGAAUGUUCUAUUUCCGGAGUUGACCUGUUAUCAAACCUUACGAGUCUGGAGAGACGUCAAGUGGUCGAACAAUUCACAUGAAAGAGAGGAUUUGGAACAGCUUUUGAAGGACUGCGAUUUGGGGGCGAAGAUUCAUUCGAACGCAAACAAUCUUUCUGGUGGUCAGAAACGGAAAUUGCAGUUGGCCAUAGGCCUUGUUGGAGGCUCGAAAAUUGUUCUCGUAGAUGAGUGCACCUCUGGUGUAGAUCCGUUGUCACGUCGUGCGCUUUGGAGGACGUUGACCUCCUUCCGGCACGAACGCACCAUCGUUUUUACUACCCACUUUUUGGAUGAAGCGGAUCUUUUAGCAGACCAUAUCGCCAUUUUGGCUGCGCCCGGAAAACUUGUCGCCCAAGGGACUCCCGUUGCUCUAAAGCGCGACCUUGGCGGAGGGUACACCAUCCAGAUCACCUUUAGCACCUCGUCCAAUGCGACCUCAGUUCUUCAGGCUAUCAAAGAAAGCCAUGCUCCCGAGACACAGCUGUCAGUUGUUACACCCCGACAGGCACAAUACCACUUAAGAUCCAAAGACUCUGACGUGGUUGAAAAGGUGCUUUCAUUACUGGACCAGAGAAGACAGGAAUUUAGCGUUGUGUCGUAUGAUGUCCUCGGGACGACCAUUGAAGAUAUUUUCUUGGACCUCAUGCGGAAGGAUGAUCUGUCUAACGCUGCGGUGGACCCCCUUCCAGAUAAUCGAAGAUCCACUGAGAGCUCCGUGUCAAUGGCCGUUGAUUCUCCUCCUCAGUCCGAGAAGUUCAAUGCACCUCUUGCACUGUCAUCCGGAAGAAAAACUUCACCAUUGGGUCAGGCAUUCACUAUAUUCCAUAAACGUUGUUUGAUAGCUCGCCGAAGCUGGUUAACGCCGGUCCUUGCCAUGCUCGUUGCUAUAGCAGGGUGCACCAUACCUCUCGUUUUCGUUCGCAAACUACCGCCGACAUGUGUCAGAACCUUCCGAAACUCUACAUCUUUACCACUCUUCCUCCCCGCUUCGGGUCUUGAUCCUUUGAUAUCGCUUACCCCAGUGGACCCCUUGGACCGACCCCUCGUCUCGCCGCCCAAUUUGAUGUCAACAUUGGGGAACUCUACUCGGUUCUUCAGGGUCACAGACCUGCCAGAUAAUACUACUUUCGUUGAAACCGUGACGAAGAAUUAUAGGAAUGUUAGCUUGGGCGGAAUUUCUAUGGAUUUAAAUACUGGGAAUGCACUAGUUGCUUGGGAAGGUUCAUCCCCGGGAUACAAAGGGCCUCCGAUGCUCAAUCUCGCGUCGAAUAUUCUAUACAACCGUGCUUUGAAUACAUCCGGCAAAGCAGGUGGUGCACCCGCGAUCAUUCAACCCACGUAUUCGCCGUUUCCACCUGUUUCUGGAGGGACCCUGUCCUCUCUUCGGUGGGUGGCUUUCUUUGGUGCUGCGAUGUCUGUAUAUCCCGCCUUUUUUGCCAUCUAUGUUUCAAAGGAACGGGUAUCUGCUGUUCAAGCUAUGCAAUUUUCGAACGGUCUUACCAACACUGCUGGACUUUGGUUGGGACAUUUAAUGUUCGAUUCAAUUUUUGCUGUCAUUUCCGCGACGAUCAUUAUCAUUGUAUUUGCUACUGCAUCGAACCAAUUUCAUGGUCCUGGAUUUUUCUGGCUAGUGAUGUUACUAUAUGGAAUAGCCGGGACAUUGUUCGCGUAUUGUCUGUCGCUGAUGGUAUCGUCGCCUUUAGCUGCCUUCGCUGUCGUCGCAGGAUACCAAAUUGUCAUUUUCUUGUUAUACAUUGCGUCUUAUCUUCUCAUCCUCACCUACGCCAAAACAUCUGAAGCUGGUCGAAUCAUGACAACCACUCACUUCACUUUGUCGCUUCUGUCUCCCGUGGCUAGUGUUACCCGAGCUUCCCUCGUAUCUGUGAAUCUCUUUUCGCUCUUAUGCAUUGGUGAUCAGUUGGAUCCUAAAGCGAUGGGCGAUAUCAUGCGAUAUGGAGGACCCAUAUUGUAUCUUAUCGUCUACUGUUUUGUUCUGUUCGGCAUUUUGGUCUGGUAUAAUUCGGGGUCUAUCAUUUCCAAAAAACGUAAAGGAAAGAAACAUGCGGAGCCGGAGGGUGGGGACAUUACAGAUCAUGAGGAUGUUCUGAACGAGGAAAAAACUGUUUCGACCUCGGAUGAUCUCCUUCGCGUGCUCGACGUCUCAAAAUCGUUUGAUGGGAACAAAGUCGUUGACAACGUCAGCCUCGGUGUAGCUCGGGAUGCCAUAUUCGCCCUACUUGGCCCUAACGGGGCUGGCAAAACUACUACUUUCAAUAUGAUACGUGGUGACAUUAUACCGGAUGUAGGAGAUGUUUUCAUAACGGGGACUAGCGUAAUACGACAUCCAAAGACUGCAAGAUCCGGUCUGGGAGUGUGCCCUCAGUUUACCGCCAUCGACUCUCAGCUCACUGUCAGGGAGCACCUUAUUAUCUACGGAAAACUCAAGGGUUUAGAGAGCGGCGAUGUCUUGAACAGCAAUGUCGAUACGAUUCUCCACGCAACCGCUCUAAUGGCCUAUGCGGAUAGACUAGCAAGUAAACUUUCCGGUGGUAAUCAAAGAAAACUAUCUCUCGCGAUUGCUUUGAUAGGAAAUCCAUCGGUGGUCCUGAUCGACGAAUUCUCGACCGGAAUAGACGCAAAAAUGAAGCGGGAGAUGUGGAUGACAUUGCGUAAUGUAUCAGUCGGGAAAGCAGUGAUAAUAACGACUCAUUCCAUGGAAGAAGCCUCAGCUCUUGCGACGAAAGUUGGUAUACUGGCGAAGCGGAUGCUCGCUGUGGGAACGAUCGAUUCAUUAUCCGCCCGCUAUGGCAAUUACGAAGUUCACUUUUCGUGUCGAACAAGGGAGGAUCUAUCCAAAGCUCAAGUUUUGAUGUCAAAAGUUCCUGGUGCUCGACUCGCAGACGACGUCGCAACACGAUUUGAGGUCCCAAUCAGCUCAGAGUCGGGGACUGGGACUUCUUUAGCCCAACUCUUCCAUCUACUCUCAACCAGCGACCACCUCUCAGAACACACGGUUGAGAGAGCGAGUCUGGAGAGCAUAUUUUUGAAGGUUAUUCGCCAGAAUAGUGUUUCUGAGGAAGACACACGCACACGACGUCGUAGAUGGUGGAAGUUUUGA
This is a messenger RNA of Marasmius oreades (fairy-ring Marasmius), 4824 nucleotides long. RefSeq lists its product as uncharacterized. Lineage: Eukaryota; Fungi; Basidiomycota; Agaricomycetes; Agaricales; Marasmiaceae. Gene Ontology annotation, cellular component: membrane; intracellular membrane-bounded organelle. Gene Ontology annotation, biological process: lipid transport; transmembrane transport. Gene Ontology annotation, molecular function: lipid carrier activity; ATP hydrolysis activity; ABC-type transporter activity. Bases 1 to 4824 code for a protein of 1607 amino acids. The transcript has 21 exons. The record is from RefSeq and is a predicted model, not a curated record.